AAUCACACGGGGAGCUCGUUGCAGUGGGAAAAUGAAGUGAUCCACCAGCAGCCAAUUUGCUGUCUUUUUGUAUGUGAACAGUGCUCCAGCUGUAAAACACAGCCAAAUGCUCGCUUUAUUUCUCCUCCUUCCCUCAGUGUUAUGGCAUGGAGUGUGGCAUGUUGAGUGUGAUGGACAAUCUGCCAGUGGACUAUCUGCAAAUACAACCAUUCAGAACACCACAUCAGAUGGAGUCAACAAGACACAAGACAACCAACAGAGCACAUUAAGUCAAGCUGAAGAAGGACAUGCAGCCCUCCCAGGUCAAUCUGGGUUCAGUGAUUUGGCAGGGAUCCGUGUCUUCCUUCAUAAUACGGAAGUGCGGGUCAGGAUCAUUGGUGGGCAGGAGGCCUGGGCCCACUCCUGGCCAUGGCAGGUGUCCCUGCGCUUUGCCUCCAUGCCAGCCUGUGGAGGGGCCAUCAUCGCGCCUCAGUGGAUUGUCACCGCCGCUCACUGUUUCCGACGGUAUAAAAAAGCCUCUUUCUGGACUGUGCUGGCUGGAAAACAUGACCUGGAUAAGGAUCGUGAACUGGGGCAACAGGUGGUGGGAGUCACCAGGAUCAUUAGCCACCAAGGCUACAACACCAGGACGAAGGACUGCGAUGUGGCCCUGGUGAAGCUGCAGGCUCCGCUCGUGUUCAGCGAGUACAUCCGGCCAAUAGACAUCUGGGCCACGCCGCUGACUGCCUUCAGGAAAUGCACCAUCACCGGCUGGGGCUCCACCAGAGAAAAUGGUCCACGGGUUAACCGGCUCCAGGAGGUGAAUGUGACCACCCUGUCCCGUGAUGUGUGUAACCAGUACUACCGUGGGAGGAUCCUGCCCUCCAUGUUCUGUGCUGGAGAGCCAGGAGGAGGUGCAGAUGCCUGCCAGGGGGACUCGGGCGGUCCUCUGUCCUGCUUCACCGGCAGCAGGUUUGAGCUGGCAGGGCUGGUCAGCUGGGGCGUUGGCUGCGGAAGGGCCAGAAAACCAGGAGUCUACACUAAAUUACAGAACCAUGCUGUGUGGAUCUCUGAUGUCAUGAGUGAUCAGAAUGAGAUGUCUGCGGAUUCGGGCACCAGUGAAGAGGAGAGUUGUGGUGAGACGCAGAAAUCGUCCUGUCCUCUGAGUCCUCUCCCGGCUGGACUGACUGUGUCCCACCACGAUGAGGUAUCUGUGGGUAACGUGACGGAGGCGUGCCCCAACCUGUGGCCAUGGCAGGUCAGCCUGCAGUCCCGCGGCAGGCAUUACUGCAGCGGCACACUGAUCCACAGUCGCUGGGUGCUGGCUCCACAGCAUUGUGACGUCAAAGCUAAAGAGGACACGGUGGUGCUGGGAGUGCAUGACCUUAGGUUCUGGGCGUCCCAGACCAUCCCAGUGGACAAAGUGGUGAACCUGCCUCAGGACGGCAGCUUCCCCCCCGCCUCCGACCUCUCCCUGCUUCGCCUCAGUGUGCCUGCCAGAUACAGUGCCAAUGUGUUUCCAGUUUGUCUCCCUGAUGAUGACGAUGUUGAGCUUGAUGAUAGCUGGUCUUGUGUCACAACAGGCUGGGGAGCCACUGAAGCUACAGCCAAGGUCAACCCCCACACUCUGCAUCAUGCCAGGCUGGCUCUAGUCAACCAGACAGCCUGCAGACAGCGAUGGGGAGGGGGCCUGAUCAGGGACAGCCACAUCUGUUCAGAUCCAGCAGGCUGUGCCUCCUGCAUGGGGGAUUCUGGUGCUCCUCUGUUCUGCAGGAAACACGGGGUCUACUAUCUGUUUGGCCUGGUCACAUGGGGCAGCACGCGCUGUGACGCAGACAAACCAGCAGUCUUCUCCAGCAUAUCAGCUUAUCUUUCAUGGAUCACUGAAGUUACCGAUAGUUGACUGCUUUUUAUAUGAAGUAAACUAAUUGUUAAAAUGA
This is a messenger RNA of Myripristis murdjan (pinecone soldierfish), 1919 nucleotides long. RefSeq names its product ovochymase 1 (gene ovch1). The coding region runs from base 107 to 1882 and encodes 591 amino acids. Gene Ontology annotation, biological process: proteolysis. The record is from RefSeq and is a predicted model, not a curated record. NCBI's taxonomy places the organism in Eukaryota, Metazoa, Chordata, Actinopteri, Holocentriformes, Holocentridae. The transcript is spliced from 14 exons. Gene Ontology annotation, molecular function: serine-type endopeptidase activity.